AUGAGAACUACCACAACACUAGCGACCGGCGCACUCGUCGCAUCGGUCGCCCAAGCACAAGCGCAGGUAGUUCAGUGGGAUAUCGUGAGGAAACACACCGGCUCAAAAGUUACCAGACGAGCGGGCACAUUUACCGAGGUUAUUACAAAUGAGAAACUUAGGGGAGGCUACUUUGCCUCGUGUCAAGUUGGAACGCCGGGGCAAAACUUAACUCUGCAGUUGGAUACUGGUUCGAGCGAUAUCUGGGUACCUUCGAGUAGUUCGAGUGUUUGCGAAACAAGCUCUCAAAGUGAUGGAUGUACCUUUGGAUCUUUUGACGAGAGCUCAUCUAGCACCACGACGGUUGUAGGCGAAGGCGACUUCAGCAUUAACUAUGUCGACGGUAGUCAUUCGAAAGGUGAUUAUAUCACCGAGACCUUCGAAAUCGGUGGUGCGACUUUGAAAAAUAUGACUAUGGGUCUUGGUCUAUCUACGGAUAUCCCAUAUGGUCUGGUUGGCGUUGGAUACACCUUGAACGAAGCUAAUGUCAGCGACACGGGUUCUACCUCCUCCCAAUACGAUAACCUUCCCUUAUUAAUGCAGAAGGAGGGUCUCAUUGCCACAAACGCCUACAGCUUGUGGUUGAACGAUCUAGACGCGAGCACGGGUAGUAUCCUUUUCGGAGGAAUCGAUACUGAGAAGUACAAGGGCGAUCUUACCCGAAUCAAUAUCCAGAAGGACUCCCAAUCGAAGGCUUUCACAUCCUUCACCGUCGCGCUGUCGUCCUUACAAGCGGUGUCUUCGUCGGGUACCGAUUCGCUGUCUUCAGAGUUUCCUCUACCCGUUGUUCUCGACUCCGGCACCACCUUCACAUACUUGCCAACCGACUUAGCGAAACAAGUCUGGAGAGAGGUCGGUGCUGAAUACUGGGAUGAAGUGGGUGUCGCGCUCCUCCCUUGCGACAUGGAAAACAGUGAGGGUCACUUCUCGUUCGGGUUCGCUGGCACUGGCGGUCCCGUUAUCAAUGUUACCAUGGAUGAGCUUGUGUUGCCUCUUACUACUGGUAGAGCCACACAAUUUCCAAGUGGUCAAUACAGGGGUCAAGAUGCUUGCCAAUUCGGUAUCCAGAACUUCAGCAGCAGUAGCGCAUCGUACCUUUUGGGCGAUACUUUCAUGCGUUCCGCCUACGUUGUCUACGAUUUAAUCAACAACGAAAUCGGUAUCGCGCCCACAGACUUCAACGCUACCGAUUCCAACGUUGUCGCAUUCCCAAGCGAGGGUGCUCAGAUCCCUUCCGCUACCGCAGCGCCUAACCAGGCCGAAGUGUCUCAAACCGGCGGAGUCUCAACACCAACGUAUGGUGCUAGUGGCGGCUUCCAAAACGACAAGGCUUCAGCUGCCUCGUUAUUACCGCCCGCCUUCGAUUGGUCUAGGAUAGCUAUCACCGGUGCCAGUAUGGGUCUCGUGAUGGUAGGUAGCGGAUUUUUCCUCUUAUUCUAG
This is a messenger RNA of Hypoxylon trugodes, 1479 nucleotides long. RefSeq names its product acid protease. Bases 1 to 1479 code for a protein of 492 amino acids. NCBI's taxonomy places the organism in Eukaryota, Fungi, Ascomycota, Sordariomycetes, Xylariales, Hypoxylaceae. Gene Ontology annotation, molecular function: aspartic-type endopeptidase activity. Gene Ontology annotation, biological process: proteolysis. The transcript is spliced from 2 exons. The record is from RefSeq and is a predicted model, not a curated record.